Messenger RNA from Anguilla rostrata (American eel), 4747 nucleotides. It is a transcript of the gene dlgap2a, whose product is annotated as discs, large (Drosophila) homolog-associated protein 2a. NCBI's taxonomy places the organism in Eukaryota, Metazoa, Chordata, Actinopteri, Anguilliformes, Anguillidae. Gene Ontology annotation, molecular function: molecular adaptor activity. Gene Ontology annotation, cellular component: glutamatergic synapse; postsynaptic specialization. The record is from RefSeq and is a predicted model, not a curated record. The transcript has 14 exons. Gene Ontology annotation, biological process: signaling. The coding region runs from base 168 to 3263 and encodes 1031 amino acids.
CACUGCAUGAGGAAAAGGCAUCCCAUGUAAUCAGAUGUCCCCAUCAUAUAGACACCCUGCCAGAGUCACAGUGCACACUGUGUGGUGAACCUGAAGACCAGCAGUAUUCAUGGUGCUCUUCUCAGCACUUCGAUGAAGACAGAUACUCCUCCCCGCCACCUAGGAACAUGAAGGGUCUAUCCGGCAGCCGCCCUCAACCCCAGAUCACCGCCGGGCACACCUGCGGCUUGCCCGAGUGCGAGCACCCGCACGACUACGGCCACCAUGGCCCCGACCCCCGGUCGCCGUCCUACCUGCUCAGCCCCACGGAGAGCUGCCCCAUGGAGCACCACCGCUGCUCCCCGCGCAGCUCCAUCCACUCCGAGUGCAUGAUGCUGCCCGUCGCCGUGGCCACCGACCACGUCUCCAGCAGCACCUUCCCCAGGAUGCACUACAGCUCCCACUUCGACGGGGCGCGGGACGACUGCGCCGCCUCGCACGCGUCCGGCGGUGGUGGGGGCGGGGGCGGGGGCGGGGGCGGGGGUGGCGGCGGAGGCGGUGGCUGCGGAGGGAAGAUGAACCGCAUCCCCGCCAACCUGCUGGACCAGUUCGAGAAGCAGCUGCCGCUCCACCGCGACGGCUUCCACACGCUGCAGUACCAGCGCACCUCCACCACCGAACAGCGCAGCGAGAGCCCCGGCCGCAUCCGCCACCUGGUCCACUCGGUCCAGAAGCUCUUCACCAAGUCCCACUCGCUCGAGGGCUCGUCCAAGACCAACGUCAACGGCCUCAAGGGGGACGGCAACAGCCACCACCACGGCCACCACCACCACGGCCACCAAAAGCACAGCAAGAGGAGCAAGAGCAAGGAGCGCAAGGCCGACGGCAAGCACCGGCCGGCCACCGGCUGGUGGAGCUCCGACGACAACCUGGACAGCGACUCCACGUACCGGACGCCCAGCGUCAUGAGCCGUCACUACGGCGACCACGUCAUCGGCCACUGCUACCCCGACUCCAUGCAGGGCCAGUUUGGGGACCUCACCCUCAAGACCUCCAAGAGCAACAACGACGUCAAGUGCUCUGCCUGCGAGGGCCUGGCCCCUGUGGCUCCCGAGGGGAAGUUCAUGAAGAGGAGCUCCUGGUCCACGCUUACCGUCAGCCAGGCCAAGGAGGCCUACCGCAAGUCCUCCUUAAACCUGGAGAAACCCAUGAUGCAUCAGGACCUGAAGCCAUCCCUGAGGCCCUGCCAUUACCUGCAGGUGCCGCAGGAUGAGUGGGGGGGUUACCCGGGGAUCAACAAAGACGAGGAGAUCCCCUGCCGGAGGAUGCGGAGCGGGAGCUACAUCCAAGCCAUGGGGAACGACGACAGCGGGGAGUCCGACACCAGCCCCAAGACCUCGCCCCAAAAGGCCAUUCGCCCAGACGCCCUCAUAAAGUCUGUCAUGCAGAGGCCCCUCAUAGACCCCCAAAGCUUGUGGCGUGUGGAAAAAAAGAAUGGAGACGUGUCAGGGUACAUUACAAAUUUUGCAGCAGACCUAAGUCAGAGCUCCCACCUGCACACUGCUAGAGACCUGCACCCCAGUGUCACCCUGGACCCGUCUGUGAACUGCAACUCCCCCAAGUUCCGGUCCCGAAACCAGAGCUACAUGCGAGCGGUCAGCACCCUCAGCCAGGCUAGCUGUGUUAGCCAGGUGAGUGAAACCGAGUUCAAUGGGCAGUUUGAAUCGGUGUGUGAGUCCGUUUUUAGCGAAGUGGAGACGCAGGCCAUGGAGGCGCUGGAUCUCCCCGGCUGUUUUCGAACCCGGAGCCACAGCUACCUCCGUGCCAUCCAGGCCGGCUACUCCCAAGACGAUGACUGCAUACCUUCCAUGACGUCCUCCACCGUCACCUCCACCAUCAGAUCUACAACAGGGAUCCAGUUUCGCCUCCCUUCACCCUGCAGUGUGGAGCAGACCACACAGCAGCCUCCAGCGAUAACAUACACGCCCAGUUAUAAGAAGACUCCUCCCCCCGUCCCGCCCCGCACCACCUCCAAGCCGCUCAUCUCCAUAACGGCCCAGAGCAGCACAGAGUCGACGCAGGACGCCUACCAGGAGGGUCGGCACCCCCAGGGGGCGCCGUGGACCCAGGACAGCCUCGGAGAGGGGCUGUACAACUCCACCGACAGCCUGGACAGCACCAAGGCGGUGACCAUCGCCAUGGAGAUGGCGGCCAGCAACCGCCACCCGUCGACGGACAGCCACAGCUCGGUGCUCACAUGCGACAAGGCCGUCCUGGUGUCCAGGGCCGAGGAGUACCUCCAGACCCCGCGCUCGUCCAUCGGCAUCCAGGUGGAGACAGCGACAGAUCCAGAGCCAGAAAACAAACGUCCCACAGAAUACCAUUCUAUAGGGAUUCAAGUGGAGGACGAGAAAAGGCUGGGCCGCUUCAAGCGCUCCAACAGCGUGACGACGGCGGUGCAGGCGGACCUGGAGCUGGAGGGCUUCCCCGUGGCCACGGAGGACAAGGGCCUGCAGUUCGGCGGCUCCUUCCAGCGCCAGCAGCACUCGGAGCCCAGCACGCCCACGCCCUACGGCGUGGUCCGCACCGUCCGCACGCAGGGCCUCUUCACCUACCGCGACGACUACCGCGCGCCCGCCGAGCCCCCCAGCCCCCAGCGCCCCGAGCCCUGGCUGGCCGACACGCCCCAGGAGGCCGCCGACACCGGCCGCGCCUCGCCCGCCCGCCGCGACGGCAGCUGGUUCAUGCAGCUGCUCCACACCGAGACCAAGAAGAUCGAGGGCUGGUGCAAGGAGAUGGAGAGGGAGGCCGAGGAGAACGACCUGGAGGAGGACAUUCUCGGUAAAAUCCGGAGCGCGGUGGGAAGUGCUCAGCUCCUCAUGUCUCAGAAAUUCCAGCAGUUUUACUGGCUGUGUCAGCAAAACCUGGAUCCCAGUGCCAUGCCCCGCCCCACAUCUCAGGACCUGGCUGGAUUCUGGGACCUGCUGCAGCUGUCCAUUGAUGAUGUCACCACGAAGUUCGACAAACUGCAGCACAUCAAGAAUAACAAGUGGAUGCCCAUCGAGAGCCCUGAGAAGAAGCCGCCACCCCCCGUACCAAAGAAGACCCUGAGGGGGAAGUCGGUGACCCGGGACAGGUCUCUGGACCUUCCGGACCGGCACCGGCAGGAGGCCCGGCAGCGGCUGAUGGCGGCCAAGCGGGCCGCCUCCUUCCGGCAGAACUCUGCGACCGAGCGCGCGGACAGCAUCGAGAUCUACAUCCCCGAGGCCCAGACCCGCCUUUGAGAACAGAGACACUGCGGCGCCCCCGCAACCCUGUCUAGUUUAAUUCCCCACCACCCUCCACCCCAACCAAACAUCCCAAAAAUUUUUUUUUUUUUUUUUUGUCAUUUCAUACAGCUAGUGCAACUUUGCGUUCACUACAGCCAUAAUGCAGACAGGAGAUGUUUAUCUACUCUCCCCUCCUCCUUCCAGUAAAAUAUACUGACUGCCCCCUCUUACCCUUAUAUAUAUAUAUUAGUAUAUAUCUACUGUAGCAGUUAGUUUUUUUCUUGCCGUGGAUUUAAAACUGGUUUUACGGGAAAGAGAUGGUUAUAAAGGGAAUCCCUGUGCUUUAGAUCUACAGUGCUACCAUUCCUGGGGUGUUAACCAAGCCAUGAUGGGGUGUGUGCGUCAAAUGCUUCAGAUUUUUCUAUCAAAGGCAAUCACAAAGUGCAACUUGAGAAAACAAAAACCCACCAGCAGCAGUGGUAUUUGGCUAACUCCUGAGAGCCGUGAGCUCGCUUCCAGGGUCUGAGGUGGAGGUCAGAAAUCAUGACUCCAUACAAGGCUUUUUUUUUGUUUGUUUGUCUGUUUGUCUGUUUUUUUAAAAUAUCACCUCCUACUUUGACUGGUUUCUCGAAUUCCCUCUUGUUUGUGAUUCUGUCGGACUCGUCCCUGGCUGUGUAAAAUCACACCGUGGCUGGAGUACUCCUUCCCAAAGGAAACGACGAAAAAAGUGCCAAUGCUUGAAAUACCUCAAUCGUGCAUGCAGUGCCAUAGCUCGCAGCUGCGAGAGAAGCAAUCGCUUCUGAAUCGAUCUCUGGUCGCCUCUGUAAGCUCUUGCUCGGAAACCGUUGGGAAAUGCGGCUUCCCCUGAUCCAAUUCCGUAGAAGAACAGGAUAACAGGUGAUGAUCUGAUCGAUGCUGUUAGAUUUGGGCUGAAAUAGACCGGAAUUGUCCCAACAUUUAAGGCUCCCGCCAUCUUGAGCGUUUAUUUCCACUGAAAGUCCUCCAUACAGUAUUCUCAGCAUAGUUUGAAGCAGAACCAUUGCUGCAAGAGCCAUACUGUGCCAACCGUUUGUUUUCUGUUGUCUUUAGUAAUCAAGCUUUUGGAAGGGGGGGGGUGGGGGUGAUUGAGUACAAAUUGUGUCUUAAAGCACCCCGAGGCAGUUACACACAGUUUUGAUAAUUCUGAUCAUUUCCAAGGGAAACACGUGCACAUUAUGGUGCUCAUCACUGGCUGAGGUUAGAAAGUGAUUUUCAUUUACUUAUUGAUUUUGGCUCUACCUUAUUGACUGGGUUUACGUGCUCUGACCAUGUACCCUACUGUAUUCAAAUAAUGGAUUUUUUCAGAAAUACAAUACAACACAUGGACAUUUCCUUUCAGAAUGUAAGAUGAUAAUAUCAUGUACAUUAUCACAUUAUAAUGUAUGCAGUGAUUCAAAAUGGUACUAUUGGAUAUCGUGAUAGCAUAUUUCAGUUCAUGACCAAUAUCAUAACACUGUCAU